This is a messenger RNA of Mugil cephalus (flathead mullet), 6269 nucleotides long. Its product is annotated as diacylglycerol kinase zeta-like. NCBI's taxonomy places the organism in Eukaryota, Metazoa, Chordata, Actinopteri, Mugiliformes, Mugilidae. Gene Ontology annotation, molecular function: protein binding; ATP-dependent diacylglycerol kinase activity. Gene Ontology annotation, cellular component: nucleus. The transcript has 38 exons. Bases 400 to 4365 code for a protein of 1321 amino acids. Gene Ontology annotation, biological process: diacylglycerol metabolic process; regulation of synaptic transmission, glutamatergic; intracellular signal transduction. The record is from RefSeq and is a predicted model, not a curated record.
CCUGCACUCCCCCUUCCUCCUUCUCUCCCUCCCUCUUUCUCUGUUUCUCUGUCUAUUAGCAGCCACUGUUUUAGCAUGAGCUCGGCAAAUAGAUAGAUGAAAAAGAGGAGUAGAGGCAUGGAUGGAUAGUCUUCUCCCACUUUACAAGCAUUUCUAAAGGAUGGCACGAGAUGACUUGGACUAAUGGUGGUUCAUCAAUAUCUAGAUCAUCGUCUUACCUGACCUUUGGAGGGAACCCGUCUUCCGUUGCACGUAUCUAAAAACACAUCAGGCCAUAUCUGAUCAUGAAACUUGGUGUCAGAGAGAGCGAGAGAAAAGAGAAAGAAACAGCAUACGCACAUACCAGAUACCACAUUUCAUUUUAAAUACCGCCCCAUUAUCUUGUGGUUUCAAGACACGAUGGAUUUUUUCUUUCAGCGCCAUUUUGGUAGACAUCAAAAAAGACAGAAGCACCCUACUAUUCCUGCUGUUCAGACCAGUAAAGCCAGGAGACGCUCUAGUGUUGGCCUGCCCUCCGUAACAUUGGUGCAGUCCAGACGUUCCUCCAUUGGUUUACCUCCAGAUUGUACCGACCAACGCAGACGGGCCAGCGUUGGCUUGCUGGUAGCCAGUGGACAGAAACGACAGUCCAUAAUAGAACUAGGAAUAACAAACACAUGUGAAGCAGCAUCUGGAAAAGUACUUGAGAUAACAGCCAACAAGAGAGGACGAAGGGUGUUUCAUAAUGCUGCUCAUAUCUCCCGCACACGUCGUGGGCUGGCAGCACGAUAUCGACGUCAUUCUAGUGAAGUAAAAUCUAUUGAACCGCAUUUACUUGGAUCAUCGAUGUUACUAGCGAGUCUAGUCCAAAUGGGCAAAGGAGCGAAAGAGGCAGAAGAGGAAGAGAAGGAAGUGGACGCCUCCUCGUGCUCCUCUUCUGAAUCAGACAUAGAAGACAGGAGUUAUGAAGAAGCUGAGAACAUAACCAGGGGAAUAAAAGAACUACACUUACGGCCCGCGACUCAAACUCAAAUGCACCUAACGCGGGCGGCUAUUAUGAAAAACAUUAAAACCCACCCCUUGUCCCGACCCCCCCGCUGUCUGAGGCGAAACUCUUCGCACCUACUUUCAUCAGACACUGUAUUUCAUGAGAGUGAGAUAAGUUAUGGUGUUUACGGGCAAUAUAAUCUUCGAAGGUCAAGUCAAAUCGACUCUGCUGCAAAUAAAGUAAUGCACACUUCUAUGACCACGCCAAGUCUGGGUCAUCUGGCUUCGGCAAGUCUGUGCUCUGAUCUCGAUUCGGACUCCUCUGUGUCGACACUGCAUAAAAGCUGUUCUUCACCACUUGAUGGACCAGAUGGAACAAUAUAUUAUGAUCCCUAUUUGGAUACAUGGGAGAACUUCCUGUCGAAAGCAAUAGCUAAGUCCGGCCUGCACCAUCUUCCCUGUCAGCCCAGCACAUCAUCUCUGAACAGGACCAACCCAGAAGCACAUAUUCGCAGUACCGUGGACUGGACCGAGUCAGCUCUGUAUGGAGAUCACAUCUGGUUUGAUACCAACGUAUCUGGAGACUACUGCUAUGUGGGGGAACAGUACUGUAUUGCCAGAUCACUGCAAAAGUCUGUCGGUCGAAGGAAGUGUGCUGCCUGUAAGAUAGUCGCUCACACCGUCUGUAUAGAACAACUGGAGAAGUUUCCCAGUUCUAAAGCCAUUCUGUUGGAAGAAACCCUGCCCCUCAAUGACCCCCACUUUAGAAUUAAUUUCAGAUGUAAACCGUCGUUCAGAGAGUCGGGGCCUAGGAAUACUCGAGAGCCCAUCGUGGUGCGUCACCACUGGGUGCAUCGCAGACGACAAGAAGGCAAAUGUAAACAGUGUGGUAAGGGUUUCCAGCAGAAGUUUGCUUUCCACAGUAAAGAGAUCGUUGCCAUCAGUUGCUCCUGGUGCAAACAGGCUUACCACAACAAGAUUUCCUGCUUCAUGCUGCAGCAAAUUGAGGAGCCUUGUCCAAUAGGGGCACACGCUGCACUCAUUGUUCCUCCCACAUGGAUCAUCCGGGUCCGACACCAUCAGUCGUCUAUGAAGUCAAGUAAGAAGAAGAAGCGAACAUCAUUCAAGAGGAAAAGCAGCAAGAAAGGAGCAGAGGAAGGACGGCAGUGGAGGCCGUUCAUAAUCCGGCCCAUUCCCUCACAGCUGAUGAAACCAUUGCUUGUGUUUGUAAACCCUAAAAGUGGAGGAAACCAGGGCACGAAGAUCCUGCAGUCCUUCAUGUGGUAUCUGAACCCUAGACAGGUGUUUGACCUCAGCCAUGGAGGACCAAAGGAGGGCUUGGAACUGUAUCGUAAAGUCCAUAACCUGAGGAUCCUGGCCUGCGGAGGUGAUGGCACUGUGGGCUGGAUCCUGUCUUGUCUUGAUGAUCUGAAGUUAAACCCUCAGCCUCCCGUUGCCGUGUUACCGCUUGGAACAGGAAACGACCUCGCCAGGACUCUCAACUGGGGAGGGGGAUACACAGAUGAACCUCUGUGCAAGAUCCUGUCACACGUUGAAGAUGGAACCAUUGUCCAGCUAGACAGGUGGAAUCUACAGGUUGAGCCAAAUCACAGUGCAGGUGCUGAACCAGACGAACAACAGACUGAUAAGCUUCCCCUGGAUGUGUUCAACAAUUACUUUAGCCUUGGAUUUGACGCCCACGUGACUUUAGAGUUUCACGAAUCAAGAGAGGCCAACCCAGAGAAAUUUAACAGUCGUUUUAGGAAUAAGAUGUUCUAUGCUGGGACAGCCUUCUCAGAUUUCCUGAUGGGAAGCUCCAAAGACUUAUCAAAACACAUCAAAGUAGUGUGUGAUGGGACAGAUUUGACCUCGAAGGUUCAAGACUUGAAGCUGCAGUGCCUGGUCUUUCUCAACAUACCCAGGUAUUGUGCAGGGACCACACCUUGGGGAAACCCUAGUGAGCAUCACGACUUCGAACCUCAACGCCAUGAUGACGGUUACAUUGAGGUCAUUGGAUUCACUAUGACCUCACUGGCAACACUCCAGGUCGGAGGCCACGGUGAGAGGUUGAAUCAGUGUCGAGAAGUCACCCUUACAACUGCAAAACCUCUUGCAGUACAGGUGGAUGGUGAACCUUGCAGACUUGCUCCCUCUGUCAUCCACAUCAGCCUUAGAAACCAGGCCAACAUGGUUCAGAAAACCAAAAGACAGACCUCACUACCGCAUCUCAAUGAUCAGCAGCCAGUCCCGGAGAAGCUGAGGAUCAGAGUCAACAGGAUCAGUAUGUCUGACUACGAGGCAUUACACUACGACAAGGACAAACUACGCCAAGCAUCUAUUCCUCUGGGUCUGAUCGUCGUUCCCGGUGACAGUGACUUAGAAAUCUGCAGAGAACAUAUUCAGCGUUUGCAGGAGGACUCCUGCUCUGUCCAACCCUCCUUCAGAUGUUUGGGGCUGCAGGAGGAGGCAGCCACACCAAAGAUCCUUUCCUCACAGAAAUUAUCUCCAAAGUGGUGUUUCCUUGACUCCACAACAGCAGAUCGUUUCUACAGGAUAGACAGAGCACAGGAACAUCUCAACUUCGUAUCUGAAAUCUCCCAGGAAGAGAUCUUCAUCCUUGACCCUGAACUGGUUGUCACGACGACAGUAGGCACCUCCCCUUCGCACAUACCUGACCUGGUCAACCCUGCCUCCUUCAGUCUAGCAGACAGCAGGGUCAACACCUCUCAGACCUCUGAGAAUGUCUUUGCCUCCCCUGUUGGUUCUUCCUUUACUUCGCCCUCAUUCUCAGUCCCCAGGCAACGGGUGAACAGUGACAGCUCUGCAACUGAAGCUGUAACACACAACACAGCACCUAUUACCAGCAAACUCAUCAGGUCGGGUUGCAUUCAUCGAUCCAACACCACUGCUGCAGAUUCUAACCUGAAGCUAAAACAGAACAAGAGGCAGAAGACAAGCGACACAGAGAAGGAGAGAGAAAAAGAGAUGUUGAUUGAGAGUGUGAAGAACAAUGACGUAAAGAAGCUGCAGGCGCUGCAUCUGAAGGGGGCAGACUUCUCAGUGCUGGACGAAUCAGGGUGCAGUUUGCUACAUCAUGCUGUCAGUACUGGAAGCAAAGAGAUGGUCUGCUACAUCCUUCAUAAUGCUCCAUCUGAACUGCUUGAUGUCACAGAAAGACUACAUGGGGAAACAGCCCUUCAUCGAGCUGCAUCACUGUGUCACAGGUCCAUCUGUCACUAUUUGGUGGAGGCAGGAGCCUCACUUAUGAAAACAGACCUACAGGGGGACACUCCUAAGAACAGGGCUGAGAAGGCUCAUGAUGAAGAACUUACAGCCUACUUGGAGAACAGGCAGCAUUACCAGAUGAUACAAAGGGAGGAUCAGGAAACGGCUGUCUGAAAUGGUUGAACUCUUUAUACAGAGAAUAUGAAGUGCCAUCUUCUUCCUCGUCUGACUGUUGACAAUAGCUGAUUGAUGCAGGUGCGACAAGAGGAUCAGACACAUAUUCCAGUUUAUUGCUGACAUUUUUAAAAAGCUGACUGUAUGUGAAGUUAUGCCAAAUCUGAUUUCAACAUUUAACACAGAGGGCUGGCAAGUUAUAUUGAACUUGUAAAUGCUUAGAUUAUGAGAUGUUCAUUCAUUUUUUUCAUUUGGAAUACUUCAGUAAUAAAAUGUUUUUGGUGAAAUUAUGUUGUUUCUAUUUGGAACGGACACUGAAAGGGAUCAUCUACCAUAAACUACUGAUGUUUCGUACAUACUGUAAUGUAAAUGUUAUAAUGUAACAAUUCAAAAAUGUCUUUAUUAUAACAUAAGCUGUGUGUAGUGGUAUUUGAAACUGACUGUGGAGGAAAGUUUAUAAAAUGGCCAGUUAAUUUUAUGGUAAUCAGACCAUAAUUGUGAUACAUUGAUCUGUUGAACAGACUGUUGUUUGGCAAACUAAAUUCAUUAAAAGCUUAAUACAACUUAAAAUCACAAGGUUCUAUGGCUUUAAUCUAGUGUCCUUUCAAGUGUUUGACUUAAUGUUGGACACAUCAACAAAAUCCAAUUUUGACAAAUCCAGUUCAUAAUUUAUUAAUUAAACAUAAACGUCAUAAUCAUUGUGCAUGAGAUAAGACCCUAAUUCUGAUGAUCUCCCCUCAUGCAUACAAAUUGUUAUACAAACUAUAAUUUGUUGACUUCAAUCAGCAUGUCCUGGAAAGAAUAAUCAUCUAUAUGUUGGUGAUAAUGGGUGGUAAUUUACUAGUGCCUGAAAUACUAAUACCAUUAAAAAUGGUAUUGUUAAAUUCUUGGCGGCAGGAGUAGUAGUUGUGGUUUUAAAAUACCCAUCCAUUUACUGAAGAAAAAGUCAUUUAUUUUUUACCUUGUGCAGUGAGAUCAAUAUCAGCAGUGAAUGUAAACUGCAUUUAAUAUUUUGGAUUCUACAACUUUCAGUCUCCACAUAAUCCGCUUGAAAAGUUGUAUGGUUUCGAGGAACAUGUGAGACAAACGUGCACCAUUCAAAGAGAAAAUCAACAGAAAUAAGUGCAAAAGCAGAGAAACCUUAAUGCACAGACUAAUCCAAACACUUUUGCAUGGUGUUGCAUUGUGUUUACAGGGUGGUGAAAAAUCAGCAUCCUCAUGUUCUCUCUGAACAAAUGUGAAACAAAGAAAGACUCAUACUCAAAACUCUAAACUAUGAUGAGAAACCUGGCAGUGCUCGGUUAAUGACAAAAGUCUCUCAUGUAUGAACGCUUUCCAGAUAGAAGCUACUGAAGUCUAGUUUCUCAAAGAUUACAUUGUAAGAAGGAGCAACCAACUGGAUCUUCUUAAUAUGUAUGAAAUUUAACUAUAAUGUCCAACACAUUCUAAUCAGCUUAGUAGUGUAGAUUUUGGGUGUGUUGAUUAGUAAACCAAAAGAAAUAAAAUUUACUUAUAAUGUUAUGUUUUGAUUGUGAUGAUGCAUCUUUGAACUUGUAUUAUGUAUUCAGGUUAGUUUUACAUCGACAAUUAAGUCUUAUCUAUAUAUAUCUAUAUCUAUAUAUAUAGAUAUAUAUAUAUAUACUAUUUUUUUUUUACAUCUGUUGCCAAUGUCAUUUUUAUUCUUUCAUGCUUAUUCAUUUUAUUAGUUAAAUCAUCAUUGUAAAAUUGUUUUUCUCUGCUUUUGUUAAUUUGAUUUAAGUUCUUUGUAUAAUUUCUUUAAGAGAUCAUAUGAAGAAAAUAAAAGAAGAUACUAAGUGUUAUAUCACAUUCAAUGUCUUGUGUAGAGAUGGGAUUUCCAGCUCUUUGAGGGAAAUUAAAAAAAAAAAAAAAUAUGAAUAUUUGAA